Polychytrium aggregatum is the source of this 1341-nucleotide messenger RNA. Its product is annotated as kinase-like domain-containing protein. Gene Ontology annotation, biological process: protein phosphorylation. The coding region runs from base 341 to 1216 and encodes 291 amino acids. Lineage: Eukaryota; Fungi; Chytridiomycota; Chytridiomycetes; Polychytriales. The transcript is spliced from 5 exons. The record is from RefSeq and is a predicted model, not a curated record. Gene Ontology annotation, molecular function: protein kinase activity; ATP binding.
CGUCUGUAUCGUCUGCUGUUGUGCAGUCUCUGCCGACAACAGAGGCAAACGGCUCUCCAGCCCUGUGUUUGGGCCUCGCAAGCCCAGCAGCUUCGGCAAGCUUCGAAUGCACAAUCCUGAUUCGUGUGGCCCAUCUGUUUGCAAGCCCGACGACCAGAUGACACACUCUGACCUGGGCUGGCGGGUCCAGUGCGGGCGAUGAUGACCCAUUCUGGCCAUAAAACGACGGACCGAUCGCCCAUCCGCAUUUGCCAUCUGUCCCUGCUAAAGCUCAACUGCCCUCGAUCGAUCUCAUCUCCCUGCCCUCGGAACCACAACCUGCUGCUCCGACGCGAUCAAUAUGCUUGCGCUGAAACUCGUCCGCUCGGUCGCUGCGACUCCCUUUGCCCUGUUGCGACCCCGGUUCUCUGCCCAUCCCCACAUCGCCAUCGCUUCAGCGUUGCUCUCCGGGCUCCGCCAGUACACCAUUGCACUCAACCCGCAGCGUCUCAGCGACAUCAACGGACUAUUGCCUCCAAACUUUCACCAAAACUAUCGAGUGACCGGAUGGCUCGGGGCUGGUGCCUGGAGCGAGGUCUACGAAGUUAUGGACAACGAGUCCAAGAGCAAGCUUGCCCUGAAGUUGAUUCCAAAGGACAAUCUGCCAGGGGGCUCGGACUCCUUUGAGGCUUCGUACGGCCCUUACCUGCACCAUCCGCAUCUAAUUAGCUACGGCCGGUGCUUCGAGACAUCCAGCCAUCUCGCUGUUACCAUGCCCGUCUUUGGCGAGCCACUGGCAAGCGAAAUCCAAAGCAAAGGCUACCCAGACCGCCCAACGGCACUGGGUUACCUCGUCCAGGUUGCAGAUGCGCUCUGUUACCUCCACCAGAAAGGCGUCUCCCACGGCGACGUUUCCAUCUCAAACAUCAAUGUCGACGGAGCAAACGCCGUGCUCCUCGAUCUCAUGGAGAGCUCGCCGUUCAGAUCGUCGAGCGGCGGUGUGCUGGACGGAUGUGCCGAUGAACUCAGCCACGAUAUCCUGUGUCUUGGACGGAUCGCUGCUGAGCUGCUGGUUGUGCGCUCGGAACUCCACGGCGAUCGAAGCGAAAUCCGAGCCGCCGUUCAGGGCUGUCGAGACGCAGUCAAAGAGCACGCAGAGUUGGUGCUGUAUCUCUGCUCCGAGCCUGCACCGAGUGCUUCCCAGGCCCUUGCUCGUCUCAAGGCCCUCGCCGCAUAGGCCAUUAUCCGCUGCUGCUUGGACAUGCACGAACUACAUGUUCUCGAUAUCCAUUCCACCGUUUCCGCAAAUACAUUUCUCUGCUGAUUCUACAACUGCAGCAUUACGAGCCGCUUUCCUGCCUU